AUAGAGAGGCAGAGAGUGGGAUAAGCACCAUCCAUCCCUUAGGAACCAUGGAAGAUCUUGUUUUAAUUAUUGGUUGUGGCCCUUCGGGACUUGCCAUGGCUACUUGCCUUGCAGUCCUCUCCAUUCCCUUCAUUAUACUGGAGAAGGAGGAUUGUAUUGCUUCAUUAUGGAAGAAGAGAACUUAUGAUUGCGUGAAGCUACAUUUAGCUAAACAAUUUUGUGCGUUGCCUCACAUGCCUUUCUCCUCGACAACCCCAACAUUCAUUCCCAAAGCUAAGUUCAUCCAAUAUUUGGAUGAAUAUGCUGAGCGUUUCAAUAUAAACCCUAUGUACAACAUGAAUGUGGAGUCAGCUACGUAUAAUCGGGGCACCAAAAAUUGGAUUGUCACAGCCUGCAACACUAUAUCCGGGGAGGUCAAAAGAUACGCAGGAAAGUUUCUUAUUGUGGCAACCGGGGAGAACAGCAAGAGCUUUAUUCCAAACUUUCCUGGGCUAAAUAGCUUCACUGGUGUGGUCAUCCAUUCAUCAUACUACAAAUCGGGGGCCCCAUAUGCAGGACAAAAUGUCUUGGUGGUCGGCAGUGGCAACUCGGGGAUGGAGAUCGCUUAUGAUCUCGCCAAGUUUGGUGCAAAAACUUGGAUUUGUGUUCGAAGCGCGUUCCAUGUUGUUACAAAAGAAAUGAUAUAUUUGGGAAUGAAACUCUUGAAGUACCUUCCAGUGUUCCUGGUCGAUGCCCUUGUUGUCCUGCUUGCUAACUUUAGAUUUGGAGAUCUGUCCAAGUAUGGCAUCGUUAGGCCCAAGAAGGGUCCAUUUCUCCUUAAGGCUACAAGCCGCAGGUCUCCCGUCAUAGACGUUGGAACAGUUGACAAAAUCAAAGCUGGGGAGAUUCAGGUCCUACCAGCAAUGACAAGUAUCAAUGGCAAUGAAAUUGUAUUCUCGGAUGGAAAAUCACAUUAUUUUGAUGCUAUCGUUUUUGCUACUGGAUAUAAAAGUUCAGCAAACUGUUGGCUCCAGGAUGACCUUUUAAAUGAGCAAGGAUUCCCGAAACAAAAAUUUCCCCACCAUUGGAAGGGGAAGAAUGGUGUUUAUUUUGCCGGGCUAUCAGGAAUGGGACUUGCAGGCGUUUCAAGGGAUGCUCAAAAUAUAGCAAACGACAUCCAUAUGAUCCUAAAAGCAAACGGAGCUAUGUAAGUUGUUGAUCAGUGCUGUUUGACUGUAAUAAAUUUUGGAAGAUCUGGUAUGAAUGGCUUUGAAUAGAGACUUGUCAAACAUUAUGUAAUAUAGCAAAGUAUGGAUGGUUCUGUUUG
Molecule: messenger RNA, 1306 nt
Organism: Phoenix dactylifera (date palm)
Lineage: Eukaryota; Viridiplantae; Streptophyta; Magnoliopsida; Arecales; Arecaceae
Product: putative indole-3-pyruvate monooxygenase YUCCA11
Molecular function (GO): NADP binding; flavin adenine dinucleotide binding; N,N-dimethylaniline monooxygenase activity
Source: RefSeq, a predicted model, not a curated record